Mycotypha africana is the source of this 1398-nucleotide messenger RNA. RefSeq names its product serine/threonine-protein phosphatase PP-Z. Gene Ontology annotation, cellular component: cytoplasm; nucleus. NCBI's taxonomy places the organism in Eukaryota, Fungi, Mucoromycota, Mucoromycetes, Mucorales, Mycotyphaceae. The transcript is spliced from 4 exons. Bases 1 to 1398 code for a protein of 465 amino acids. The record is from RefSeq and is a predicted model, not a curated record. Gene Ontology annotation, molecular function: protein serine/threonine phosphatase activity.
AUGGGAAAUCAAAUUUCGAAGAAAAAGAAUAAACUUAAGGAAAAGACUAAAUCUGGCUCGGUGCAGAAUAAUAGAAGGCAGUCUUCACAGAUACCGCCGCAAGGCAAACAAUCAAUAACAAGUGAUAAUGAAUACAGUGUAAAUACGGCACAGUCCAUCAAUUCUAUUUUGAUUACUUCCUCUCAACAUCGUCGAAAUCAGCAACAACAAGCACAGCAGCAAAACACUAAUAGUACUAAUAACAACAAUGCACUGUCUCAACUCAACCCUGACUAUCCUGUGGACACAAUUCAAAAUAGAGAUGCUUUCAUGGGCAAAGUAGCUCAUCCACAGCAGCAUAAACUUUUGGCUCAGUCCGAUUUUUGGCCACCAAGAAAACCUACUGGACAAACGUUAGAUGUGAACGAUAUCGAUAAUAAUAACCAAUUGACUGUCAGCUCGAUGAACCAACUCACUGUAAAUUCAAUGAUGAGUAUGACACAAGGCAUUGUCCAGAUUGACGAUUAUAUUCGACGCCUAUUAGAUGCUGGUUAUGCUUCAAAAGUAUCCAAACAAUUAUGCUUGAAGAAUUCUGAAGUUACAGCUAUUUGUAGAGCAGCAAUGGAAAUAUUUUUAAGUCAGCCUUCCUUACUGGAAUUAUCAGCACCUGUAAAAAUUGUGGGUGACACACAUGGGCAAUAUACAGAUUUGAUAAGACUGUUUGAAAUGGGAGGCUUUCCUCCAGCGGCCAAUUAUUUAUUCUUAGGAGACUAUGUUGAUAGAGGAAAGCAAAGUCUAGAGACGUUUUUGUUAUUGCUAUGCUAUAAAAUCAAAUAUCCAGAAAAUUUCUUUAUUCUCAGAGGAAAUCAUGAAUCAGCUAAUGUUACCAAAGUUUAUGGCUUUUAUGAUGAAUGUAAACGCCGUCUUAGUCCAAAAAUGUGGCGAACAUUUGUAGAUGUUUUCAACACGUUACCCAUUGCAGGAUUGGUUGCAGGUAAAAUCUUUUGCGUUCAUGGCGGAUUAUCGCCGUCCUUACACAGUAUGGACGAUAUUCGAAAUAUUCAACGUCCCACGGAUGUGCCUGACUAUGGCUUAUUGAACGACUUACUAUGGGCUGAUCCUGCUGAUAUUCCAGUCGACUGGGAAGAUAAUGAAAGAGGCGUAUCUUACUGUUUUGGUAAAAAAGUCAUCAACGAGUUCCUGGCCAAGUUCGACUUGGAUUUAGUCUGUAGAGCUCACAUGGUGGUCGAAGAUGGAUACCAAUUCUUCAAUGAACGUACGUUAGUUACAGUCUUCAGUGCGCCUAAUUAUUGCGGUGAAUUUGAUAAUUUUGGUGCCAUCAUGAGUGUGAGCGAAGAAUUAUUAUGCAGUUUCGAAUUAUUAACACCGUCCGAUCAUCCUCUUGCCAAAAAGAAAUAA